AUGUCCACCCAGGUGAUCUCAACUGACAACGCUAAAGUUGUCAUCCAGAUAAAUCCACAGCUGGUUCAAGAGAGUGGUGAGGGACAAGAUAAGAGUGGAACAUAUCACAAUGCAGUUCUUAGAGGUUUUUUCAAAGCACAACCAAAGUCGCUGGGGACCGUCCAGAUAAUGAUAGGAGUGAUGAUCUUCUUAUUUGGGAUUGUGCUGACCAUAAGUGACAGAUAUGAGAAUAUAACUGUACUCAGUGGCAUAACCUUCUGGGGAUCCCUCAUUUACAUUACUGCUGGCUCUCUGUCUGUUGCUGCGGAAAAUAAACUCCAUUCCUGUGUGGUUAAAGCCUCACUUGGAAUGAAUGUGGUCAGUGCCAUAACAGCAGGAGCAGCCAUUUUUCUGAUGUCUGUGAAUUUAGCCGAUGUGAGUCGUUUACAGUGCUACAGUUACUCAGAGUCCAGAAGCUGUACACAACUUAAGGGGACCACUGGAAUUUUCCUGGUGUUCACCAUCCUUCAGUUCAUCAUCUCUCUCUGUAUCUCGGCGUUUGCCUGCAAAGCCACGUGUGACACAAACCCUUCAAUGGUCAAUGUUUUACUUAAAGAGAGACCCUGAGUCACAGUGAUGAGAUCCUGCAGUUGGAAUGAGUUCAUUUCUCAUAUAGUUUUCUCGUGCAUUUUUAUUGUGUUUUAAUAGUAUUCCUGUUGCAUUCUGAACUUACAACAUAUUUGGUACAUUUUAUGUGCUUGAUCUCUGAGAGACAAUACAAGUUUCCAUCUUUGAAGGAACAUCCUUCUCAAACACAUUAAGGGGUCUUGUUCAAUAGAUAGAUUCAAUGCACAUUUGGAUAUUUAUAGACGUUUCAGCGGCAACAACAUAAACAAACCCUGACUUUCGUAGCUCAAACUUAACUACUAGUAAGAUAUACUGAAAAUAUGUAAAUUAUAUUUAGUUUCUGUUAAUAUUGUCCUAAAAUUUACACCAAUUUACACACAGCUCUUUGAUCUAAAAAUGAUGAUGAUAACAAUGCUAAAUAAUAAAUAAUCAAAAAUCACAACCCAAACAAAUUAAGAAUACAGAAGCUUCUUUGAUCAGUAUUUUCUUUGUCUUCUCAUCCUUUUCUUGAUAGUGUCACUGGUGUGUAAUUCUAUCUCCACUGGUUUUUGCCUGUCUUCGCUGUGCCUUAUGGUAUUGCUAAUGCCUUGCAAAUAUUUUUGGAGUUACCUUUCAAAACUGAAAUCAUGUUGAUAAUUGUUAAGUUGUUUGUGGGCCACGACUUGUCAUCCUAUUAUCCUAUACUCCAGAGCUCACUGAAAACGUCUCGGUUACAUCUGUAACCC
This is a messenger RNA of Paramisgurnus dabryanus, 1331 nucleotides long. NCBI's taxonomy places the organism in Eukaryota, Metazoa, Chordata, Actinopteri, Cypriniformes, Cobitidae. The record is from RefSeq and is a predicted model, not a curated record.